Messenger RNA from Bactrocera dorsalis (oriental fruit fly), 3273 nucleotides. RefSeq names its product N-alpha-acetyltransferase 30A (gene Naa30A). The coding region runs from base 606 to 2036 and encodes 476 amino acids. Gene Ontology annotation, molecular function: protein-N-terminal amino-acid acetyltransferase activity. The transcript is spliced from 4 exons. Lineage: Eukaryota; Metazoa; Arthropoda; Insecta; Diptera; Tephritidae. Gene Ontology annotation, biological process: N-terminal peptidyl-methionine acetylation. The record is from RefSeq and is a predicted model, not a curated record. Gene Ontology annotation, cellular component: NatC complex.
UUAUCUGGCAACGUGGAAGUUGUCUUUCACGUUCAACUCGCGAGGAAAGUGAAAAUUUCAAAGAACUUACGAAAAACCCAAAUUGAUAGUAAUUUUUAUCAAGAAAUUUUACAUAAUUGUUUUAGGGGCUUAUUAAGAAUAUAUUUGUAAUCUAAUUGGAAUGCGAGAGUAAAAUUUGAGAGCGGUCGGUUAGAUCUAGAAAGGUGCUGGAUGUGAUUGACAGAUAGCAGGGCAAGGCAGGGGACAGACAUUAGUAAUAAAAGGUGAAGAAGAUAUUGUCAAAGACGGGCGACUUCGGGAAGUCAGAACUGGGCCGAAUUGAAAGAAGCAGAUUAACCAGUAGAAGAAAUGAAGUUACUUUUCAAGAACAAUUUUAACUUAUAGACGACAAAUUUAAUAUUUCGAGCAUAUUUAAGCAAGACAAAGUACAAGUGAGCAAGGCAGGAAGUGUCAAACAAGUGCUGUGCGGUUGACGACACGAAGAAGUGGUAAACGAUAGAGUUGCAACAAAUACCAAAUAAGGCCAGGACAAAGAAUAUCGUAAUUUUAGGAGCUUGAUAAAUUGUUUAAUACAAAAAUUUUGUGCUCGUUCACAAAUAAAAGCAAUGGAUAAUACCGCAAGUGCCAUUGUUGAACAGCAAAAAUUAGCAACAACACAGAAAUCAAAGAAAAGGCAGAAGAGUAAAAAGGCAAAUGGGAAGGUGCCCAUCAGCAGUGCACCAAAUGACUUGCCGGAUGUUGCGAAGGACAUUGAACAAGUUGCGGUUGUUAGUGGUGCAGAAGAAGUCACAGCGAAUGGGAUUUCCGAAACACUAAAACAACAUUUACACAUUACAGGAGAUGGUCUACAAAUAAACGGGACUGUUGGAAAGUGCAGCAGUCAUACUGCACAGAAUGGGCAUCAUACACCCACAACCGAUAUUACACACAACAACGCGAGGACGGCAAUUGUACAAACACAACAGCAACUGUCAGCCUUGCAAGAAAUAACAACGUCUGGUGCUUUGAAAAAAUCAAAGAGUAAAAACAACAAACAAAAGAACAAAGAAGCUAAUUUUGUAACUGAAAAUCAUAAGUCACCACAGACAAGUCAUAAUAGCAAUGGCGAGUCACCAGCACUGACAUGCACAAGUCCUAUGGAAGCAACACGCAAACCAACGGAAGUGGAUAAUGUGCAAAUGAAAAAUGGUUUCCAUGAAUUCACUAAUGAACACGACGAAGCAUUACACAGUAAAGAAACGCACCAACAAUGUGUAGUCAAUGCUGAAAUAACUAAACCUAUAACCAACAAUACUGAACCGAAUACAUUAAACUCUGCAGCGGCGAGAGGAGUGGCGGCAACUGCAGCGGUAUCAAUAUCUGGCACCUGCCCACAACACAAACAAUUGUCCACACCAACGGUGGUACAACAAAAUACUAUAUAUGCUAACCCUCCUACUGCAAUACACAAUACGAACAACACUGCCAAGCAGCACGCAGACGAUGCGCAGCAAACUGAUCAAACUAACCCUAAGGAAGCGCCGCUAAGCGUGCCAACAACGCCCGCACUGGCUGUGACAACCGAAUUGGAUUUGAGUAAUGUGCAAAUUGAGUAUAAGGAAUAUGAAUCUGAAUUGCAAAUGCAUGAUAUAAUGCGUUUAAUACAAGCCGAACUAUCGGAGCCUUACUCUAUUUAUACGUAUCGUUAUUUCAUAUACAAUUGGCCGAAAUUGUGUUUUCUGGCAGCGCAUGGCAAUGAGUAUAUUGGUGCCAUAGUAUGUAAGCUUGACAUGCACAGAAACGUGAGGCGUGGUUACAUAGCAAUGUUGGCGGUGCGUAAGGAAUAUAGGAAACUUAAAAUUGGCACGACGUUGGUACAAAAAGCAAUUGAGGCCAUGCUUGCCGACAAUGCUGAUGAAGUUGUGCUGGAAACCGAAAUGCGUAACGUGCCCGCUUUGCGUUUAUACGAGAACUUGGGUUUUGUGCGUGAUAAACGCUUGUUUCGCUACUAUUUAAAUGGCGUUGAUGCGUUGCGUUUAAAAUUGUGGUUUAGAUGAGAUUGUGUUUAGUUGAGUUUCAUUGCCACAUUGCAUGCACACAAUAUAAAUACAUAUGUAUGGAAUUAUAACAUAAUAAUUUGUAUGCGAAGCGAAUUCGGUUGAGAUGUUCUCUUUCACUUUUACAUACAUACAUACAUACAAAUGUUCAUAUUUAAUUGAAAACAAAGCAAAACAACAAAACAGAAAGCAAACAAACGUAAAUACUAAGGAAAUCAGAAAAAUUAUAUGAAAUAUUAACUGCAAAUAGUUGGUUUCUGUUAUAAUUUUAUUUUUGGAUCUGACUUAUAAACAAUUGCUGUAAACACUAUAAAUAUUUGCGCAGAAUGUCAAAUUGGCUGAAUUUAUGUGUGUUGUUGUUUCUAAAAGUCCUUUUCGUUUAGAAUGACAUGUGCAUUUUAGCGCUCCCUUUUUCAGUUUUCAGUCUUAAAGCCUUAAACGAGCUUGCAGUAAAAGGGAAGCUAUUUUAAGUCAUAAUAUAAUGAUAGUUUCUGGUGUAUGAUUAUUAGCUGACAUUUUCAUCAUAUAAAACGAUUUGAGUGGUUAAGUAACUUUGUUAAGUAACUUAAGUUUAACUUAUUUUAAGUUUUUUUGCAGCUGAUCUUUUAGGUAUAAUUUUAACAUUAACUUACAUUUAUUUUCAACUUCAGCUUUUGUUAUGAUUUUCCGUUGUUUUCCUAUUUAAAAAAAAUAUUAUUUUGCAUAUUAAGUUUUAUUCUCAAUUGCAUAUGCUAAAAAAUGUCUAGUGCUACUUAAAAAGAAAGCUUUGUAAAUAAAAAAAUAACAAACAUGCGACAUGUUUUAUGAUUUAAAUGAUUUUUUUUUCAUAUAAUUAAUAAAUAUUUCCAUUUUCGUGCUAGUAUUUUGUAAUUAAUUUUUAUUUUUAAUUUAAAAAAUUGUACUUGGUAUACUUUUAGGCGUACAUUUUUUUAAUAACGGCGCAUCUGUGGGGCCUAAACAUAUUUACAGAGAAAAUUUACUAAAGUAUAACAAAUUACUAAACAAAACAAAAAACUGUGGAGAGUGAACCACUAAAGCAAUUAUUUAUUUGCAUUAAACAACAAAAAAUAGAAAUAAAAAAUUAAUUAUAAAACAAUCAAUUUAUUUAGUUGGAAAACAGAGCUAAUAAAUAAACCAAAAAAUAAAAAAUUCUUAAUAUAUUAAAAAAAGCAUUAAGUGUAACACAAACAGAUUAGUUUCGAGAUAUGCCAUAAAAAGCAAUUGUACAUACAAUAUA